This is a messenger RNA of Sorghum bicolor (sorghum), 546 nucleotides long. RefSeq names its product zinc-finger homeodomain protein 10. Gene Ontology annotation, molecular function: DNA-binding transcription factor activity; transcription cis-regulatory region binding. Gene Ontology annotation, cellular component: nucleus. Bases 1 to 546 code for a protein of 181 amino acids. The record is from RefSeq and is a predicted model, not a curated record. Lineage: Eukaryota; Viridiplantae; Streptophyta; Magnoliopsida; Poales; Poaceae. Gene Ontology annotation, biological process: regulation of developmental process; regulation of DNA-templated transcription. The transcript has a single exon.
AUGCUCCUCGAGCUGAGCACUGGCGCGCCGAGCCCGGGCGUCCAAACCCCUGCGGUGGCGCCGAGGCCGCCGCCGCAGCCCGCCUCUGCCUCCCUGGGCCCGAUUCCGCCAGCGCCGCCCGGGACUGUUGUUCCCGGUGCGGCGGCGAGGAAGCGGUUCCACACCAAAUUCAGCCCGGAGCAAAAGCAGCGGAUGCAAGCGCUGUCGGAGCGGCUGAGCUGGCGGUUGCAGAAGCGCGACGAGUGCUGCCAGGAGAUGGGCGUCUUCAAGGUCUGGAUGCACAACAACAAGCACAAGUUCAUCGACGGCCACAGCGCGUGCCGCAGCGCCUCAGCCUCUGCCGCCGCUGCCACGGCCAUCCACCACCAUCCGUCCAACCAUGGACCUGGACGGGAGCUUGGGCUCCUGCGUGUGCGCAUGCGCAGGUGCCGCCUCCGCCUCCUCCCGCUCACGCGCGGUGCGGCUACUAAUGGUGACGGCGGCGAGCAAGCGGGGCGUCGUUGCUGGCGGCGUGCGUGCGAGUCGGAGCUGGAGCUGGCGGCGUGA